Messenger RNA from Guillardia theta CCMP2712, 1128 nucleotides. RefSeq lists its product as hypothetical. The record is from RefSeq and is a predicted model, not a curated record. Lineage: Eukaryota; Cryptophyceae; Pyrenomonadales; Geminigeraceae. Gene Ontology annotation, biological process: monoatomic ion transport. The coding region runs from base 1 to 1128 and encodes 375 amino acids. The transcript has 4 exons.
AUGAAGCUCAGCUCGCUAGUCGCUUUCUCAUGGGUCCUCGUCAUGCUCGGAGGCGUGCUGGUGAAGUGGCACGGCUCCUCCUCCUUGUCUUGGCCUCACGCUUUCUUCCGCGCGUACACGCUGCUCAACAAUGCUCCCGGCGUGUCGGUGGUGGAGGGAGAGACAGCCGGAGCUCUCCUUAUCGCCAACAGCCUCUUCAUCACCGGCAUCUUCACCUUCGCCGUCGCCCUCGGCGUCGUCUCCUCCGGCAUGCAGGUAGCGUUGUUCCGAGUGCUCGCCGCGAACCAUCGGGUGAUAGAGGAAGGGCAUAUCCUAGUGCUCAACUGGAGCUCUUCUCUCCUGCCUGUCCUCCGGCAGAUCCUCUCUGCCUACAAGGACGGCAUCCAGCGGCGACCCAUCGUAGUCCUUACAGCGAGGGAACAAGCGAAAGUCCGGCAGCAGCUGGAGGAAGAGCUCGGGCCAGUCUCGAGGAGAGUGAUAGUGCGCACGGGAAAUCCGUCCUCCCUCCGGGAUCUCAUCAAAGUUUCAGCAGGGCAAGCUCGUCACAUCCUCAUCCUACAGCCACAGCCCGACAACUCCACUGCCCUCUCUUCCUCCUCCUCCUCCUCCUCCUCCUCUCCAACUUGGACCUCCUCCAUGAACUUCUCUGUGGAGGAGGUGCGCAACUACGUCAGCACGCAAGUGGCAUGCGUGCAGGCGCUGGUAGAGAUCGAGCAGGGAGGGAGGAAGCUGGGGAAGAACCGCGAGGAUGUGCAUGGGAUUGUGCAGGUGGCGCAGGCGCAGGCUCCUGACCCUGUCCUGGGCUUCACUUUCCUUUCCUCCAAGUCCUUCGAAGAUCGAGUCCUCACCAUGUCCGCCAUGCAGCCAGGGAUAGCAGAGGUGUAUCAGGAGAUUCUUGAUCAAGCGACAGGAGCAGAGAUCUACUUGCACAGCAUGUGGCGGUGCCCCUGGUUGCAAGAGGUUCCUAUCCGGGAGCUUGACAAGUACUUCUCCGAUGGCGUCAUGCUGGGAUGGGUGAUGGAAGAGGAGGGGAAGGAGCAGCGCGUGUCGAUGGACCCCAUGCUGCUCAACUCUGACGCGACUCUUCCUCUCAACGCUCGCGUCAUCCUCCUCACCCACAACAAGUGA